This is a messenger RNA of Striga hermonthica, 1368 nucleotides long. The record is from the annotation of a GenBank genome assembly. NCBI's taxonomy places the organism in Eukaryota, Viridiplantae, Streptophyta, Magnoliopsida, Lamiales, Orobanchaceae.
AUGGAAAGAAGUGAACCUACCUUAGUACCGGAAUGGUUGAAAAACGCUGGAAGCUCAGCAGCUGGUGGCUCUAUAUCACAUACAGAUGAUCACCCUGCACCAAGGGUUUCGAGGAACAAGUCUUUUGUGAAUAAUAAUGGUCAUGAUUUUGGACGAUUGUUGAGUUCCGAGAGAACUUCAUCUUCGUACUUCCGUCGGAGUUCGAGCAGUAACAGUUCUGGUAAUUUUAGGUCUUACAGUAAUUUUGGUAAAAAGCAGCGUGACAGGGACUGGGAGAAGGAUACAUAUGAUUAUCUCGAACAAGACAAGUCAGCCAAGGGGGACCGCAGGUACCAUGAAUUUUCAGACCCUCUUAGGAACACCUCAGUAGGUAAAUUUGAGAGGGAUGAGAUAAGGCGAUCGCGUUCGAUGGUCUCUGGUAAACGUGUGGACACAUGGCCUAAACGAGUAGUGUCCGACUCAAAUGAUGCCAUUGGAAAGAAUGCGAAUGGUGUGGCAGCCAGGCCCAGUCCCAUUGGAGGGGUGAACAAAGCAGCUUUCGAUAAGGAUUUCCCGAGUUUGGGGGCAGAGGAGAGGGCAGUGACUCCUGAUGUGGGGAGGGUUCCGUCUCCUGGUUUGAAUAAUGCCAUUCAGAGCUUACCUGGUGCCUCGGCUUUGAUAGGUGGUGAGAAAUGGACAUCGGCUUUGGCGGAGGUUCCCAUGUUAGUUGGAGGCAAUGGAGCCAAUUUAUUGCCUGUGCAACAACUUGCCCCGCCGAGUUUUGCCUCUGGGGCUUCAAGCUCGACCACCAGUCUCAACAUGGCCGAAGCUGUGGCUCAGGGUUCUAGUCGUGUUCAGGCCACCCCUCAGUUAUCUGUUGGAACUCAGAGACUUGAAGAGUUGGUGAUCAAACAAUCCAGGCAAUUAAUUCCUGUGACGCCAUCCAUGCCAAAACCUUUGGCAUUGAAUUCUUCGGAUAAGCAGAAAAGUAAAGUGGGCCCGCCACAGCACCAUCCCAUAUCAUCUUCGCCUCGUGGUGGGCUAACAAAGGGCGACAUUCCAAAAGCAUCACCCACAGUGGGGAAGCUCCACGUUCUCAAGCCUGCAAAAGAUAAGAACGGUCUCACUCCCGUCAUGAAGGACAACCUGAGCCCAACAAGCGAGGAGGAAGAGGCUGCUUUUUUACGCUCUUUGGGAUGGGAGGAGAAUGACGAAGAGGGUGGACUUACUGAUGAGGAAAUAAGUUCUUUCUACAAGGAUUUAACUAAGUACGCCAAUUCAAAACCGUCCCUCAAAAUACUUCAAGGCGUGAAGCUAAAAUUUAUGUUGCCGCUGGAUUCACAAAUUAAGGUUACCAACGAAAUUCCUGAUGCUAAGCUCGAAUCUUGA